Molecule: messenger RNA, 1680 nt
Organism: Microplitis demolitor
Lineage: Eukaryota; Metazoa; Arthropoda; Insecta; Hymenoptera; Braconidae
Product: SET and MYND domain-containing protein 4
Exons: 5
Coding region: 1-1680 (559 amino acids)
Molecular function (GO): protein binding
Source: RefSeq, a predicted model, not a curated record
AUGGCUGAAGCAAAAUCCUUUCCAUUAGCUAUCGUUAAAAUUUCAGUGGAUAACGACAUUCCUGAAGAUUUAAAAAAUCAAGAAGAAAUAAUGGCAUACAUGUUAGGGUGUAUGACAGUCACUGAUAUUCCAGAAUUGUACUCUAAAGCUAUUGCUUUUGCACCUCUUGGGUCUCACGAACUAGCUAGAGCAUAUAGUGACCGUUCAGUUGCAUUGUUCAAUAAAGGCUACUAUGAAGAUUGCUUGAAAGAUAUAGAGAGAGCCUCACAAAUCGGAUAUCCCAAUGAAUUGAAAACGGAAUUAUAUACUCGUCAAGCUAAGGCUUUAUGGGCAAUUAAACCAAUAAUGCGUCCUGAAGUUCAAAAAGCAAUAACUAAAGCUCAGUGUUGGAUGUCAGAAAUAGAUGAAACAAGUCAACAAAAGAUUAAAACAUCUCUGAGUUUAUUAUUGAAAAAUUAUUCGCUAAACGCAUCAUUCACACACUACGACUUUAGCAAAUUUUUACCACCAACACCUCAAGAUAAUCCUCAAAUAGUGGGAGCUUCCAGUGCUAUAGAGCUAAAAUAUUCUGAAAAUUAUGGACGUCAUAUUGUUGCUACAAAAGAUAUUAAAGUUGGCGAAGUUGUUUUUGUACAAAAAGCCUAUGCGCUCAUUAAUUCUCGCCAUCUAUGGUAUAGCUAUUGCUGGUAUUGUUCGAAACGUACAUGGUCUAGUGUAUCUUGCGAGACUUGUGUUCAUGUUAUUUAUUGCAAUGAAGAUUGCCGAGAUAAAGCAUGGAAUGAAUACCAUGAUAUGGAAUGUAAAAUUAUAUCUCUGUUAUUGUCAAUGGGUCAGUGUGAAUGGCUUGAUUUGAUGGCUGUAAGAAUAACGAUAAAAGCAAUUAAAGAAGCAGGCUCAUUACAAGCACUAAAAAAUAAUCUUGCAAAAAUCAAUGAAAUGUCAGAUUCGAUUGAAAAAGUUUUAACCCAUGGCUUACAUGACCGCUCGGAAUAUUUUACUGUUUAUUCUUUGGUUCAUGAUGUUUCGUUUAGAGAAAAAUCAGAAGUUGAAGGUCUUUUGUUAAGCAGUGUAUACAUUCUUCAUUCUUUUGCUUCAUCAUCUACAUUGUCUAUGCCAUUUAUUGAUAUGAAAAGAGGAGAUUCACUUGGAUCUUUUGCAAGUUUUUUUAAUCACAGCUGUUUUAGCAAUGUGUGCCCCGCACACUAUGGAAACAUAAUGACAUUCCGAGUCACUCGACAAGUUAAGAAAGGUGAACAAUUAUUCAUAUCUUACGGACCAAAUUUUGACGAACUACCUACGGCAAAGCGAAAAAAACAGCUUAAAGAUGACUAUAAUUUUUUGUGUGAAUGCAUAGCUUGUCGUUAUGAUUGGAAUCCUUCAACUAUUUUUCCGUCUUUGACUAACAAAUCUGUAUUGACUGAAGUUGAAUCAAAGAUAAAGGAUCUAAUACAAAAAAAUGAUAAAACAAUUGUAACAACUAUUCAACCUAUUUCUAAAAGCAACGAGUUGGAUAGUAAUUUAUACACCAUAAAAUCAUUAACUGAUCUUUUAAAUUUAUUCUGUGAAAAUUUAAACUAUCGAUCUCGUGAAAUGUUGUCUUUCAAGGUCUUAUUGGAAUCUAAUUAUUCAAAUCAUGCUGAUAUUCAUAAUGACAAUGCUUUUAUCAUAAAAAAUAUGUAA